Molecule: messenger RNA, 888 nt
Organism: Candidula unifasciata
Lineage: Eukaryota; Metazoa; Mollusca; Gastropoda; Stylommatophora; Geomitridae
Source: the annotation of a GenBank genome assembly
AUGAAGAUUAAUCGUAUUACCCGAUGGAUUCUACCUGUCAUCAGUAUUAUCUUACAGACAUCGAUAAGUACUUCGACAGUGGCACUGCCAAAGAUGUCAGACUUUGGGAUGAGUGAUGAGGAUGUUUGUGCGUUUCCAAUUGAAGAAUCACCAGAAGUCAAUGCUACUGAGAAACAUACUGUCAAAAUUGCAGUCAUCGUUCCAUAUAACAGCUCUUUUCAGUUUAGUGCCCAAGGAAUAGUUCCAAGUAUCUGUCAGGCUAAAAAAUAUCUGGCGUCAAAGAAGAUCAUGUCAUCAUUUCAGCUGCAAUUCUACUUUGGUGAUUCUAAAUGCAGCGACAAGGAAGGACCAAUUUUAGCGUUUGAAUUCUACAGACAAGUUGGUGUCAAUUGCUUCAUGGGCCCCGUUUGUGAUUAUAGUUUAGCUCCAGUUUCUAGGUAUGCCCCCUACUGGGGCAUCCCUGUGAUUUCCCCUGGGGGUCUCAGUCAUAGUUUUGGGGAAUCCAAACUUGUGGAUUACGCUUCUCUCACUAGAGUUGGCGCCACUUUUGAUUCCUUGACCUUGGGAUUAAUCGCGUUUAUGAAACAAUUCGGUUGGCGCAAGGUGAACGUUAUUUACAACAGCCAGGCUAAAGGUCACCAAAUAUCCGGAUUUUGUUUUCUGAUGGCGAGCGCCAUGAUUCACAUGUCCAAAAGGGCCAUGUUUACAGGAAAGUUUGUCAUCUUUAUGGAGGGCAGGGAUAAACCAGAGAAUGUGCUUAUAAACGAGAUUGGAACGGAAAUCAGCGGUAAGUCUUAUGAUGCAUUUUUUGUGUUUUUUCAUUUGCGUCUACAUGUCAUGUAUCAUAAUGUACAGGGAAGAGGAAGUGGGGGGGGGGGGCGUUGGUGA